UUCCGGAGUUGGCCACGGGCUGGGCUCCUUACGGGGUCGGACCUCGACCCCUCGGGUCCGGGCCGCCGGAUGCCGGCGCGCAGGGGGUCCCAGCCUUCCCAAAGGAUGGGUCAAAAAAAACAGCGACUGGCAGAGGCAGAGCAGCUGCAGAGCCCAGCAGAUGCAGCCCAGACACCUUCCCCCAAGGACCCCUGUGUGGAAAUGCCCGCAAUCCCGGGCCCUCAACGCAGCAUCUAUUUUUCAAGCCCAAAGGGCCACCUUACCCGACUGGGGUUGGAGUUUUUUGACCAGCCGGCAGUCUCCCUAGCCCGGGCAUUUCUGGGACAGGUCCUAGUCCGGCGACUCGCCAAUGGCACAGAGCUCCGAGGCCGUGUUGUGGAGACUGAGGCAUACUUGGGGCCAGAAGAUGAAGCUGCCCACUCAAGGGGUGGCCGGCAGACCCCCCGCAACCGAGGCAUGUUCAUGAAGCCGGGGACCCUGUAUGUGUACAUCAUCUAUGGAAUGUACUUCUGCAUGAACGUCUCCAGCCGAGGGGACGGGGCUUGCGUCCUGCUGCGCGCGCUGGAGCCCCUGGGGGGCCUAGAGACCAUGCGGCAGCUUCGCACCACCCUCCGGAAAGGGACCACCUGCCGUGCCCUCAAGGACCGUGAGCUCUGCAGUGGUCCCUCCAAGCUGUGCCAGGCCCUGGCCAUCGACAAGAGCUUUGACCAGAGAGACCUGGCCCAAGACGAGGCCAUCUGGCUGGAGCAUGGCCCCCCAGGGCCCAGUGAGCCAGCUGUGGUGGCAACAGCCCGGGUGGGCGUUGGCUAUUCAGGGGAGUGGGCCCAGAAGCCCCUGCGCUUCUACCUCCGGGGCAGCCCUUGGGUCAGUGUGGUGGACAGAGUGGCUGAGCAGGAGGCACAGGCCUAAGCAAAGGGCCUGCUCAGAUAAGGCUUUUUAACUGUUUACAAACCAAAUAAAUGCUUUAUUUCUAGAAAA
Messenger RNA from Propithecus coquereli (Coquerel's sifaka), 978 nucleotides. It is a transcript of the gene MPG, whose product is annotated as N-methylpurine-DNA glycosylase. Gene Ontology annotation, biological process: base-excision repair. The record is from RefSeq and is a predicted model, not a curated record. Gene Ontology annotation, molecular function: DNA binding; alkylbase DNA N-glycosylase activity. The transcript is spliced from 4 exons. Bases 70 to 909 code for a protein of 279 amino acids. NCBI's taxonomy places the organism in Eukaryota, Metazoa, Chordata, Mammalia, Primates, Indriidae.